GGCGGCUCCGGUGCACGAUGUCUUCGCAGCUGGCCACUGAGUGCCCUCGUUGGUCUCAUUCUCGUCCUGCUGGGUGGAGCUGCCUUGGGUGCGGGAGUAAUUUAUGCCAGAACAAACCUCAUCCUUCUGACAGAGGCCAACCACCUACUUCCUUACGUCGACUAUGCAGUCUUUGCAGUGGUCGGGGCUACCGGACUAUUCGCAAUAAUUACCUUCAUCGUAUGUGCGGUCUCCUCCGGUUGGAAUGCAAAGCGCUUCUUUGAGGGAUCAAAAAAGGCAGGCUGUGGUCGAUGCCUUAACACCACCGUAAGUUCUCUUACACAGACUGGUGCUGCACAUUGGUGCCUGCCAGUCUUUAAUUGGCAUCUUAGAGUUUAUGCUAAUUCACCACAAACACACACGCUCCUUAUCUGUUUGAUUCUCGGUAUAAUCCUCUGGACGUUGCUAGCAGCCCUGCUCGCCUAUCCCAUCACCAGUAUGUCUCUUCUUCUCUACCGUGAUAUGGGUCCCACCCGCGUUAAUUCGAGGACUCGCAUGGGUACCGAAGUUGUUGCCCGCCCUCUCCGCACUGCUCGCCAGGCAAGCGCGGAGUCUGGUGGUCCAGAUUUCCAGCCGAGAAUACCGCCUUAUGGCCGACCUAUGUCUCCUAUCAAACCCAUAGGGAUGCCUCCCUCAGAAGACCAUCUACGAAAACUCGACAGGAGUUUGAGUCCAAUCCCCAACCCACAUGAUUUAAUUUCGCAGUACUUUCAGUGCUCAGCGCUCUCCGUUGACCUGUCCUACUACGGACUCUACGAUGACAAAGGAUACCCACUUACAAUCACGAGCAUGAACUUGAACCUCCGAAUACGAAACACAAUGAUAUUUUCCUCAUUGUCGUUUGUGGGGAAUCUCUUCGUUCUGUUUGGUUAUCUGCUUAUGCUCGUUUGCGUUGCGAUGAACUGCUCCAAGCUCCAAGAAGCGCGCUACUACGAUCCAUCUGAGAGUGGAGAUGACGUUAUUCGACUUAAUCAAUGA
This is a messenger RNA of Dibothriocephalus latus, 1017 nucleotides long. Lineage: Eukaryota; Metazoa; Platyhelminthes; Cestoda; Diphyllobothriidea; Diphyllobothriidae. The record is from the annotation of a GenBank genome assembly.